UUGGAGCACGCGGAACACGCUCGGAACGGGCUACAACUAGAUAUAUCCAGGUGUCCCCUCGAGAUCAAGGAUUUACCAUCGUGCUCGCGAGCUUAGGUCCAGCUUCAAGGAUUCUCCGACUAGGCGACAUGUGGUGUCCUGCACUCUGGAUACUGGUGUUGGCGCUCAGCGAGCCUAUACUUGCCCACGCAGACAAAGUGGUGGUGGUGGUGCCGCAGCAGAUACGUCGCAGCCAAGCGCCAUUAUGGCGGUCGGGCGCGCCGAGAUACAGGAAGUCCUCGCACGAGCCGCAUUUCCGUAGACACCACGGACCGCCGUACUACCACAAGAAGCACGUAUACUCGAGCCCCUAUCCCCAUGGCGGCGAUGAUUUCGACCAAGGCCACGAGACCGUGAACCACGUGCAGAUACCGUACGGAAAGGGCAUCAAUCACGCGAUCUCCUUCGGCAAGGGGUACAUACCUUACGAUCAGAUUAAGGGCAGCUUCUCCUUGGGCAACGAAAAGUACCCGGACAGCCAGGAGCACAAGCAGUCGGAGCCGACCUACGAGCCGACCUCCUACUCCACGACCGGUCCAGAGUUCUCUUUAUCUGGCCAAUCGUACGAGUCCUCGCAGCCGGAGACCUUCUUCCCGGACCCGGAGACCGCGCUGAACUACAACGAGAGGCGGAACGACCGCAAGAAGCUGUACACGUCGAGGUCGAUCGCGAAGGACCUGAGCUUGAACCACCAGCUCGACCUCAGCGCCGCCAUCGACCAGGGGAAGGAGCAGCUCCUCCUUCUUCAGCAGAAGGCGACGGAGUUGUACCGCAGCCCGUCGCCUUAUCCCCAGGGAGACGUCGUGCUGCCGUCGGGCAUCCCGCCGGCGACGAUAGCCGGCAGCAAGGAAGGCGUCGUGAUCAGAGGCAGCGUGUCGUUGGACGACUACCAGCAGAAGCUGCAGGAAAUGACCAAGGUCUGGCCGCAGUACCUGGUGAACGGCGGUUCCCCGUUGGCCGGAGGUUACCAGGGUCAGCAGGUCUUCCAGAGCUACGCGGCGCCUCAGUCGACCUCGUCGUUCACCGGCUCCUUCAACUGGCCGCUGAACAUCGCCCAGCCGAAGCAAGGGUACGCCGUCAAAGAGGACACCAUGGAGCCGCCGCACGACUUUCGAGUCAUGCCCGUUCAGACCAGCCCUUUCCAAUCGUUCCCAGUACCCGUGAACGCCGCCGUCACGCCGCUCGUGCAGUCGGUGCACGGGUAGAGCGGAUCGUUAGGCUACUUUCUUGUUUUGACAUGCAUGCGGGAUGAUCGCCCAUGCGCAAUUAGGUUUUAGGUAGGGUUUAGCACUGACGAGAGCAUUCGGUGAUUCCGAAUCGCAGC
Molecule: messenger RNA, 1363 nt
Organism: Nomia melanderi (Alkali bee)
Lineage: Eukaryota; Metazoa; Arthropoda; Insecta; Hymenoptera; Halictidae
Source: RefSeq, a predicted model, not a curated record